Messenger RNA from Cololabis saira (Pacific saury), 2986 nucleotides. RefSeq names its product integrin-linked protein kinase. The transcript is spliced from 13 exons. The record is from RefSeq and is a predicted model, not a curated record. Gene Ontology annotation, cellular component: stress fiber; focal adhesion. Bases 261 to 1619 code for a protein of 452 amino acids. Gene Ontology annotation, biological process: cell-matrix adhesion; integrin-mediated signaling pathway; substrate adhesion-dependent cell spreading. NCBI's taxonomy places the organism in Eukaryota, Metazoa, Chordata, Actinopteri, Beloniformes, Belonidae. Gene Ontology annotation, molecular function: ATP binding; protein kinase activity; protein binding.
CGCCGCGGAGGGCGUGGGCGUCACAGUGCUCGUUUUCCCGGAGACAACCAAACACUGAGCAACGACAUAAACGAGCUUAAUUCAUCCUUUAGCUGCCUUGUACCACAGCAGGCUGCUGUAUAAGUGUUACUGGAGUGCCACAGAGCCUCUGUGAUUGUGUCCCAGAUGAGGAACUGAUGCUGGGACGAACUCUCCUCAUCCCGUUUCCAUUUAGCUCUGCAUCUGCCCUCACGGGUGCACUUUGACAGAAUCCAUCCAAAAUGGAUGAUAUCUUCACGCAGUGCCGGGAAGGCAAUGCAGUGGCAGUUCGGUUAUGGCUGGACAAUACAGAGAACGACCUCAAUCAAGGAGAUGACCAUGGCUUCAGCCCGCUCCACUGGGCAUGCAGGGAGGGCCGCUCCAGCGUGGUGGACAUGCUCAUCAUGAGAGGAGCACGCAUUAAUGUCAUGAACAGGGGAGAUGACACGCCUCUGCACCUGGCUGCCAGCCAUGGGCAUCGCGACAUAGUGGGAAAGCUGAUCCAGUGCAAAGCAGACACCAAUGCAGCCAAUGAGCACGGGAACACUCCUCUGCAUUAUGCCUGCUUCUGGGCUCAUGACCAAGUGGCUGAGGACCUUGUGAAUAAUGGUGGUCUGGUGAGCAUGUGCAACAAAUAUGGGGAAGCUCCUAUGGACAAAGCCAAACCUCACCUCCGUGAACUCCUCAGAGAGAAAGCAGAGAAAACAGGUCAAAGUUUGACAAAAAUUCCCUUCAAGGACACAUUCUGGAAAGGCACCACCAGAACCCGACCCCGCAAUGGCACUUUGAACAAACAUGCAGGCAUUGACUUCAAACAGCUCUCUCUGCUUUCUAAAAUAAAUGAAAACCAGUCUGGAGAGCUUUGGCAAGGGCGCUGGCAAGGAAAUGAAAUUAUUGUCAAGGUGCUAAAAAUUCGGGACUGGACCACAAGGAAGAGCAGAGACUUUAAUGAGGAAUAUCCCAAACUCAGGAUAUUUUCACACCCGAAUGUCCUACCUAUGUUAGGAGCAUGUCAGUCUCCUCCCGCCCCUCACCCCAUUAUCAUCACACACUGGAUGCCUUAUGGCUCCCUCUACAACGUGCUGCAUGAAGGCACUAACUUUGUGGUGGACCAGACACAAGCAGUAAAGUUUGCCCUGGACAUUGCAUGUGGAAUGGCUUUCUUACACACACUUGAACCUAUGAUCCCUCGCCAUUAUCUUAACAGCAAGAGUGUAAUGAUAGAUGAAGACAUGACAGCAAGGAUCAGCAUGGCUGAUGUCAAGUUCUCCUUCCAGUGUCCUGGCAGGAUGUACUCGCCUGCAUGGGUAGCCCCUGAGGCUCUGCAGAAGAAGCCAGAGGAUAUCAACCGUCGGUCAGCUGACAUGUGGAGCUUUGCUAUCCUGCUGUGGGAGUUGGUGACCAGGGAAGUGCCGUUCGCUGACCUGUCCAACAUGGAAAUAGGCAUGAAGGUUUCCUUGGAGGGUUUGAGGCCGACAAUCCCCCCAGGCAUCUCACCACACAUUUGCAAGCUGAUGAAGAUAUGCAUGAAUGAAGAUCCAGCUAAAAGGCCUAAAUUUGACAUGAUUGUGCCAAUUCUAGAAAAGAUGCAGGACAAGUGAAACACCUCAACUCUCCCUUAUUGAACUGGACACUGAAUACCUGGAUAUCUUAUCCCAGCUAUGACUCUGAUAUGGUUGUGUGGUGCUUACCAGUAUUGCCUUAAAUUUUUCUGCUAUCACAGUAUUCAGUGCCACUGUAGCUUCUGAUUCUGAGUUCAAUAGCUGUCACUCCGUUCAUAUUGCAUUUUUCUUCCUCACUCAAUGUGAUAUUAUGUUUUUAUUACUGUCUAUCACUGUCUUUGCCACUGCUUUGUUAAUAUUGUCUUUGCAGAACUUGGUAUUGGUUGUCCAUCUUUGAAACUGUAAUCAUGUCGAGAAGUACAAUCUCUCUAAUGACUGAACCUGUGGAGGUCAGCAGAUGUCUGCUGGAAUGAACCAGUGGAUUUAUUUACUUAUUUUAUCCAGAAUCACAUUGGACUUACUUUUAAGAAAUAACUAUCUUAAAGUAACUGUUGUGGUAUAAUGUAAGUCAGUUACUUUCUUAACCCACUUCAGUCCAACUCACUGUCAUGUGGGGGGGUAGAACCUGUACGAGUGGUUAAUGAGCAAGAGGAGGAGAACACUGGACACAUCGCCAGUCCAUCUCACAUCUGCCCUAUAAUGGUUACUUAAAAUUAAAGAGAAUAUAAAUUAACCCAAAGCUUGUUUUGUGGAAAACAUUUUGUCAAUGCUUGUUGUUUUAGUGACAAACUAGAAUGCAAUGAGCAAGCAUGUGGAAAAAUAGCAUGUAAGGUGAUUAAUAAAAGUCUGCGUUUGAUUGUUCAAACUACAGCACGAGCUUGGCUUGUUUUAACCAUUGUUUUCUGAUCAUGUUCUUUAAGUGGCUACACAAACCUUUUCUGCAAAAACUUGACAUUUCCAUUCUGGAGAUAUUAAGUUCAAAAGGCAUUUCAAGGUCGAUGAAACUGUUUUAUAUGUAUUGUAAACAUUGUAUCAUUUAAUUGUUUUCAUUUAAUCUCAACAUUUCUUUUUCCCCUUGUUAAUUUAAAUUCUGGUAAUGUUGAACAAAAGGUUUAAGCAGCCUCUUUCCAGAUAUGUUAUUGUGCUUAUUUCAGAGCAUAUCUAAAUGUCUGGGGCAGAUAUGCUCUGUUUUCAUAGGUGUGAAACUGCUGCCACCGUGGGAAUAUUAUGGGUUAAAAUUGCAUCCUGCAAAUUGUUGCUUUUUUCAGUUUUGUAAUUUCAUUCUUGGAGUCCAUCUGACUUUAUAUCCAGAGUCAUGAGUUGUUUCCUUUGCCUACUUUGUUUCUUUACCUCUACCUGCUUGCUUGUUUGUGCUGAAUCACAUGGUUGAAGCCAAAUUCAAGAAUGACUUAUACAGAUAUAUGUAUUUAUAUAUACAGUAUAUUAAAAUGGUACAAUAUGGACAA